Molecule: messenger RNA, 7544 nt
Organism: Falco peregrinus (peregrine falcon)
Lineage: Eukaryota; Metazoa; Chordata; Aves; Falconiformes; Falconidae
Gene: CCDC50
Product: coiled-coil domain containing 50
Exons: 12
Coding region: 145-1743 (532 amino acids)
Cellular component (GO): cytoplasm
Molecular function (GO): ubiquitin protein ligase binding
Source: RefSeq, a predicted model, not a curated record
UCCCGCGCCGUACGGCCGGGCGCUCCGGCUCCAUCCGCUGGCAACUUUGUAGCGCGGGGCGCGGGCGGCACCGCCGCGGCUCUGCCCUCACCGGGGGGCGCGGGUCGACCCCUCCCGGCCGCGGGCCGGCGGGCCCACCCCGCCAUGGCCGGCAUCGGCAUCGACCACUCCAAGCUGCCCGGAGUGAAGGAAGUGUGUCGAGACUUUGCUGUUCUGGAAGAUCACACCUUGGCCCAUAACUUACAAGAACAAGAGAUUGAGCAUCACUUGGCAACAAAUGUUCAGCGUAAUCGUCUGGUGCAACAUGACUUGCAGGUGGCUAAGCAACUGCAGGAAGAGGAGGAUCUGAAAGCACGUGCUCAAAUCCAAAAACACCAAAAAGACUUAGAACGACAGGACUGCGAGAUUGCUCAGGAAAUCCAAGUGAAGCUUGUAUUUGAAGCAGAGCAGCGCCGCAGGCAAGAGGAAAAAGACGAGGACAUUGCCCGUCUUCUUCAAGAGAGAGAACUGGAGGAAGAGAAAAAGCGCAAGAAGCGCUACCCAGAAUCCCAGGGACACACAGUCUAUGAAGAAAAUGGAGAGCACCCCUGGGGUGACCCCAGAGAGCAGGUUUCUGAGCCUCGCAGGGCACGUAGUGGUGACAGACACACACGCUGGCAGAGAGAGCACCGAGAAGCACCCUCGCCAUUGUCCGACGGUGCCUGUGGACACAGGCAUUCCACCUUGGAGGAUUGUCGGAGGUCUCCUCAUCCAAGUGAGCCCAGCGGUGACCGUUGGCAGGAGUGGAAAUCAGCCAGCCAGGGGAGGUCCAGGAGACAUCCCAGCCUUGACCUGGAAAGAGAGUCUGAGCAUGGCACCCAUGACCACAGCAACAGCUGGGAGCUGCGGGAGAGGAGGGCAGGUGGCAGAGAGAAUGCUUGGAGACCUCUCAGUCUUGACCUGGAGUCCGACCAUAGACUCGCAGACCAGGCGUGGUGCAGCAGAAAGCCAACAAGGCAAGACAGAAAAAAGCACCUUCCUCUUCUUGAGGUGGAACUGGAGGCUGAGCAGGAAACCUGGCAUCAGGGUGGCAGCCAGCUGGUGCAUCCUGAAAAACACAAGUCUCGUCAUCAGGGCCGCUUGUCACACAGAACGGUGCAAGAUGAGAAGCACCAUGAUGCUGAACCUAGAGAUAAUCAUAGGAGGGGUGAGGAGAGAGACUCCAAAAGGGCAGGACACAAGAGACAUUCCCCCUCCUUACAUGCAGUGACCCAGGGGAAGGUUGGAGACUGCUGGCAAGACUCAGGCACUAAGUUGAGGGGGACGAAGCAAGCCAUGUAUGAUACACCCCGAAGGGAGCAGGAGUUAUCUGAUGCAGAGAUUGCUCGGAAGCUGCAGGAGGAAGAGCUCCUGGCUAAUGAGGAAGAUCAGAAAGCAGCUCAAGUAGCCCAAGAUGAGGAAAUUGCCCGACUCUUGAUGGCUGAGGAGAAAAAGGCUUUCAAGAAAGGGAAGGAGAGAGAAAAGUCUUCCUUUGACAGGAGGAGGCAUGAUCAAGACUGGAAGCAUGAUGCAAGCGAGUCUACACGCUCAAGGUCAAGAGAAGGGCCUGAAACUCAGCGGCACAAAGGAGACAGGUCUUCAAGCAGGUCACAGCCUCCUCUCGAUGACUUUGAACACACUCGGUAUUACACAAGCCAGCCCAGCCCCUUGCGCCAGAUCCCCAAAGCUGAGCACUCUCCUAAAGGUUCCCGUAGGAAGCAGUAAACUGUGCUAGCCUUUGCUUUGGUACUGACUCUUCUGUAGCAAACAUUACUGGAAUUGCCAGGCAACUUUCUUGAUUCCUUACCCAAUGAGAGGUCCACCCUCCACUCCCAACAUCUCCUCUUUAAGUGUCAUCAUAUUAAGUAACAUUGUUUGUUUCAAUGUCUUACUCAUGUGAUGACUUAAGCAGUGCAGUACAAUCUAGCCGCUGCCGAGCUAUGUGAAUCAUUUAGCUGACUUAACAGCUCCCUUUUACUUUCUUUUGAGGCUUUCUUUUUGUUUUUAUUUUUAUUGUUAAGCUUUGGCUGGAGCUUUGAACAAAUAGAGAUGCAUGUACAACAGGGAAGACGACCCAAGAAAUCAGUUGGGUUAUGGCAAUGCAGCAGAACUUCAGAAGUACAAGUCCUUUCUGUAUUAGGAUGACUUAGCAAAGAGAGUCAUAAGAGGAAAUGUGUUUCUUCCUGUGCUGGCUAAGGCAGCUGAGUCAACCUGACAGUCAUGCUAACUUGCGGGAAGGAGAGAGCAUCUUCAUAACAUACAGCAGCAAAAGCCAGAACCUGGGACUAGUGAAGAGGAAAUUGUCUAGAGAACAAAAUAUCAUAACUGCUGUGUUUCUUUCUAGGGUUUCCAGCAAUCUGGGUAGAAUGUGUAGUCGGGCAUUUGGCUCCAGGAUCUAGGAUAGAACAGUUAAAGGAUAAUUUCAACUGAAAUUAGACAUCGUCUGCAUGACUUUUAAGACAUCCUAGGGCGUUAUUGAAGCUGUGACUUGUGGGUUGGGAAGAAUCAUACAAAAAUUUGAAUGCCUGAAGGGACCUCUGUGGUCACCUGCUUUGAGCUUCAGUAUGGCAGAAGCCAAGGAAUUUCACUGGAGCCAAGUAGGAACUACUGCAAGUCCUAGCUCAGUUGCUGAUGCACUUGAGUACAGUAACUUGUGUCUGAACCUGCAUAUGUCUGCAUGAGGCUGAAGGAGGGCCAUAUAGGCACUGAGCAUUGCAUCUAAACUCUACAGUUACAGGCAGCUUUGAGCUAGGCAGUGCUGAACAGUUCACACAAUGUCUGUGCUGAUUGCCUCUCCUCUAUACUGCUCCGUCCAGCACCCCAGGCAGACUCCAGUCAGAAUAAAACUAUUGCUUGGUAUAGCAUGGUCUGCAAGUUUAAGUUGUCUGUGUAGAUCUGCCCAUGCAUUGAUUUUAAUUUCCCUGCCCCGCAGCUCCCCCCCGCCCUUCAAUGGCUUUUUUUCCCUCCAGUCUUUGAAAAUCAUUCUUCUCUUGCACAAACAAGUAGUCUUUUCCCUUGGCCUCUUCUCAUUUCAAUUCUUUUGUCUUUUUAAUAAUUUUUUGCCACUUUUUUUUACAUGCAUUUUAAAACUACAAAGCUGAGCAUCUGGACACUGGCUUGGAUUCUGUUCAGCCAGUACAAGCUAGUUAUUUGCCAGUCCAGUUCAUGGCAGCAAGCCUGAUUACCUUGCCCCUGCAGCCCAGCUUCCAUACAGCCCAGCACUGAGGCUCUCCCACCAUGUUCUUUGUCAUCUUCUGGCAGCUGCAGUUCUGCUGUUGGCUGUGCUUGCCCUCACCACUGAUCUGCCUGGGAAAGGAGCUUUGACAGCUCUAGAGCUUUGUGGAGAGCAUGUGCUGGCAUGGAGCACCAAGACAUCUGAAGAGACCACGACUCUGCACCUUCCCCUAAUACACAAUUUAAUCCCCAAGGCAGCUGUAAGGCUUUAACUUCAGCUCUUGUCCUUGCUCACAAUAGUUUCUGAGGCAAAUGGCUGGGAAGAGGCAACUCCUUUUUGUACAGAAGUUGCAGGGACAAGUUUAAUACCACAGCACAAGCCCAUGCCUUGCCUUGACCAACAACUCAAGAAACAUCCAUCUCUUACCCCACUGGCCUCUUGGUAGCAGUUCUCUACCUCUGAAGAGCCGUAUAACCACUGGUAGACCUCUGCUGCAGGCAUACACUAGCCAAAAAUCCUGUUAACAUAGGACUGUGCAGUGGCAAGCAUCCUGCUAGCUGCAUACCCUUGCUUCCAGACUGUGAGCUUGCUCACCUGCAUGAACCCUUAAGUGACUUGCAAGGUCUUGCUUGCUUACUGCUUCUUCUCAGGAAAUAUCCCAGCUGGCGGCUAGAUUGUACUGUCCUUGCUUGUUCUCUGUUCUUGUUCCAUCUGUCCAUUCAGAAGUGUUAAUGUUGUUUUAAAGGAUCUGGAAAAAGAGCCACAUCGACCCUAUUUUUUCCUUUUUUAUUUGAUAACUUGGGCCAAUGUGGCAACUUCAUCUGCAAAGAAUUUAUUUUGUAAAAAUUUAUUUUUGUAUUUCAUGUAACAGUCAAAAUUUCUACUGCUGAAAAUGCCUCUUUUUUAAUUUUUUUUUUUCCCUGUGGGUUUUUCCCCUCCAUUGCCAUCAGAGUAUUUACUGUUGUGAAAUGGGUGCCUGGUGGGGUUUUAUGAACUAGUACUUUCUACAAACACCCCAGUUCAGGCCCUGCUGCUUGUAUCAUCUGGUGCACUUGUAAAAACUGGACGGGGAAAGCCCCUGCCAAAUCAGAAAGUGGAUGUGCUUUGUACUAAUUGUGCGUGGGGAAAAAUGGUGACCCUCUGCAAAAGGCAAGGGGAGAUUGCCAGCUAGGAAUUCAGCCCUUCCUGGGCCUCUAGCUGGCUGUGACGGGCUUUCUUGCACUGCAGUUGGCUGAUGUAACUUCUAUCUUACCCUGAUUGAAAAAGUCACGAAGGCCCUGAGCCUGCUGACAUGUGGAGAGCCUAUUAAUUCAGGAGGGAUGCUUGGGAGUAUCCAAGUUGUUGACUUCAGUGGGAGUAAGUGGAAAUGCUAUGAGAGAAAACUCCUUGUUGAUUGUGUUUGGAAGCUGGGUAAAGUCUGUGGAACACCUCAGUGCCUACUCUGCAGAGCUGCAGGAUCUCCUUAAUGGCCUCCUCUGGCCAACCAAGCUCUCCAGCCAUGGCACCAAGAGACGAGAGCCCAAGGGAAGGAUCCCAGGAGCAUCUGCUGCUUCCUUGGAUGCCUUCAGGGAAUGCUGAAUGCUUUGUGGGCUGCUGUGCUCUAUAUACUCCCUUAGACCGUACUUUUCUAUUCUUACUCUCACCUUUAUUAGUUUGCUGGGCCUUGUAAGUGCUUCUCCUGUUUUAUUUUUCCAUAGCCCUUUAGAAAGGGAGGACCUAAGGUUUUGUUAGAAGGGGCUGACACCUAUCGAGAGAGAGAGAGAAAUGCUAGGAAUGGUAGCUGAGGAAAGCAUGUAGGAAAUGGGGUAUAAACAGAGCAAUUGUUCAUCUAACGUAUGUUGUGGGCCUCGGGCUGUCAUGCAGGUGAGAGUCUUCCUGAGGCAAAAGUUGCAGCUGGACUUGCAUGUUUAGUAACCACUUUUGGAAGGAGAUUCCGUGGUCCCAUUGAAGUCAAUGAGAGUUAAGAUCAUGGAAGAACAAGGAGCCAACUCAUCUUGGGGCUCAGCAGCCACGGUUCUGCUGAGAGUCAAGAAGAUGCAGCUUGUGUAGGCCAGAUGCAAAAUCAGCACCUUGCACCUGUGGCCCUGGAAAGAGGCACAAAAAAAAAGUUGAUCUUUUAAAAAAGAAACAAUCAGAGCAGCAUUUCCUUUUUAUGACAGAACAGCGUUUAAGUAACUUCAUUUUUUCCUUGUUUUCUCUUGCCAAGUUUUAGUAGCUUUGCCUAUGAGUUUGCUCUGGAUUUAAUAGCUUGUCAGAGCACUUGCUGGGACCCCUGCCCAGGUCAUUCAGCUCUUGCAUCCCUUUCUAACUCUGUGCAUUAAAAAGGCAACAGGCACCAUGUGGAACAUUCAUCACCAUGAAAUCCUGGCACCUCCUAACCUUCACAGUAGGCACACCUCACCAGCAAGAGCUCUCGCCGCCACCUCACCUCCGUCCGAAGCACAACAGUUUGCAGAAGAGAGGUUAGGCGAACCGGAGUGAUCGUGCCUUAUAUGCAGGGAUGCUCGAUGUCUUCAGCAGGCUGAUGUGAGUCACCUUGCUAUGAAACAUUGUCUUAAUGUGGACUGUACAGCUUCCUGCAGCAAGAAGCAGUUGUCGUCAUGCAGAUAGAUCCAGCAAGUUAAUCUCAUCUAUUUUUUAAAGAACUUCAUGGUGUUGAACUUAGUGGGGUGGGAAAAUAGCAGCUCUUAGGGGUUAGUCUCAUCCAUGAAUUUCUCCUCUUGGGGAGGAAGAAUAGAAGUUACAAAUGCUGCAGUCUGCUUCACUCUGUGAAAGGGAUCUUGUAUGUACAGUAUUUUUAUAUCUCUGCAUUCCCACCUGUCAGGAUUUGAAUCAGGAUUAAUAACAUUCUCUUACUUGGGGAAAAAAAAAUGGAUUUUUAUUUUUACAGUGCUAGACCUUUGUGUGUUUUUAUUUUGUGCCAAAUUACAGCCACUGUUACAUUCUAGUGUUUUCAGUUUGUUGAUCAAUGUGUAUAUUAUAUAUAUUUUUAUUAUCAAGGUUUUUAUUUUAAUUCAUAUUAACCUGUAUGCAAACUAACUGUGGAUUGCUAAUUUAUAUAUAAGGGGAGCACUUGGAGACAGUGUGAGGAUUCCCCUACUUAGUUUACACUCUUGUAAUCUAGCACAGCCAGUCCAUGAAACUCGUGGCUUCUUACACAGAGCAAUCUCCUGGGCAUCUGUCACCCUGAGCACAUCGCUCCUGCUGUUCCUCAGGGCAGUGCUGACGCUGCAGGACUAUAUUAGAUGCAAUAGGAAACGAAGCAAGGGAGCUCCCUGCUGUCCUGCUGCUGGCAGUGAUGCCAGGGAGAGUGCUGCAGCAGGAAUUCCCACCUGGGGGUGACUCAGAUUUAGUCUGCCCUGUAUCUGUCCCCAGCUGAUGCACAGUUGGUUUUGCCCUGCUCUCUCAAGGUGCUCAGUGCUUAGUUUUGCAGUUGCUUUGGGAGGUGGGUGUGGGAUACAGCGCUGAGGCACGGUGGUGUCUCUCGCGUGAAGUUUACCACAGGCAGCUUGUCUUUUGAACGUUGCAGAGGACAAGCAUAAACCUACAGAGAUUCCAGUUUACUGUACUAGGUAAACACUUGCCGUAGCACAUUUGUGGCUGUGCAGCACUGCUGUGGAAGCUCUGGCUGUGCUGCAUACAAGUGCCGCUCGGACUGCUAUGCCCAGGACUGGCUGCAGGAGACAGGUUUUGUGUUGAGGAGCUGUACUGCCCUCAGCUUCUGUGCUGGAGAUACCAUCAGCCAUCUCCUCCCCCUGAGUAGCACAGGGCAAAGCUUAGCUGUGCAGUUUGGGCUUUUCCUGGAGAGUCCCAGAGAAGACAGUGGCACACACAAAUGUGUAUUUUCUACUUCAUGGUAAACAAGUUCCGCUGUACCAGUGUUCACUCUAAGUAGACUCCACGGUCUGUCUCCAGCUGCAUCUGUGCACUGCAAUAUAGGUAAUUGUCUCAGAGAAAUAACUGCCGUUGUCUCAUUUAGCUCUUCAGGGUAAACUUUCAGCCUGUUGAAUCUAAAAUGUUAGCCAUGGGGUGAGAUGGAUUAGUCAAAGGCUUAAAUUCCUCAGAGCUGCAAGUGUACCCUGCAUUGCAACAGCUAAUCCUUAAAUAUAAAUUGCACACUGACAAUAAUCUGUCUAUGCAAGCCUAUUUUUUUUUAUUGUUUUUGACUGUUCACUCGAUAAUUUUACUGGGUUUGGCAUAGAACUUCUGAAUGACACUUAACCCAAAGUAUCAUGUCCAUGUGUGUGUAUAGCAUGUUUUGCUUCAUACUCAUGAAUUCUCAUUGAAUGUAAAGGGAACAUUGCCUUCCCCAUUUCGUUCAAUAAACCGCUGUAUUUUGUUAUCCACCACA